AUGAGCUACGAGAACUAUGACCCUUGUUUCCCAGACCAACCUGUCGUGGACCUAUAUCUCCCAGCAUGGGCUAACCUACCAGCCUUUCGGUCCAAACCCGCCUUCAUUUGGGCCGAAGAUGGCUCAACUGGUGUGACCAAGGUCUCAACUCUGACCUACGCUGAGCUAAACAGCACAGUGCAGUCUAUUUCUUCUCACCUUCUCUUUCCAUUACAAAGAGGUGACACUGUUGUGAUUCUCUGCUCACCAGGCCUCGAGCUGGUCGAGAUCAUUUUCGGAUGCCAAAGAGCUGGGCUUGUAGGGGUUCCCAUCAUCCCUCCUGAUCCAUCUUUUUCCAACAACGCCCAUCACCACCUUGUUAGAGUUAUCUCUCAAACAAAGCCCAAAGCUGCCAUAGCUAGCUCUGAUUACACCAAACGUGUUCGACAAUAUGUCUCAUUGUCGUUUUCUAGCAAUCGACAACUCUGUGAGCUUUUACAGAACCUCAAAUGGAUUGCAACUGAGGACAUUAUGGACAAGAAGGUGAACUUGAAACCGGGUUUCUUUUCAUCGUAUAAUGGUUGCAAGCCGGACGAGAUUUAUCUGAUUCAGUACACGUCUGGUGCAACCGGGAUUCCAAAACCGGUCCUUGUUUCUGCGGGAUCCGCUGCUCACAAUGUUAGAGUAGCCAGGAAAGCCUAUAAUCUUCAUCCCAAUAGUGUCAUUGUCUCAUGGUUGCCACAGUAUCAUGACUGUGGCCUAAUGUUCUUGCUACUGACAAUUGUAUCGGGCGCAACGUGCGUGUUGACAUCACCCAAUGCCUUUGUAAAGCGGCCAAGGCUAUGGCUCGAGUUGAUAACUAAGUACAGAGGCACUUGCACCCCAGUUCCAUCAUUCGCAUUGCCACUCGUUGUCAAGCGAGGUGGGAUGAGUCAAGGAACAUUGACUAUAAAUCUAUGGAGCAUGAACAACUUGAUCAUUGUCAAUGAGCCUAUUUACAAGGCAUCAAUAGAAGAAUUUAUCGAGGUAUUUAGGCCUCUCGGGCUAAACCCAUCUUCCAUCUCUCCGUCUUAUGGCUUAGCCGAAAGCUGCACUUUUGUUUCGACUUCAUGGCGUGAAAAAAAUGAUAGCCUCCCAUGUUACAACAAGCUCUUACCCAGUGCAAGGCUAGGUUCUGAUGAAGACGAUGAAAUUGAAAUUAUAGUCGUAAAUGAAGAAACAAAUGAGCCUGUGGAAGAUGGGAUUGAAGGCGAGAUAUGGAUUUCAUCUCCGAGCAAUGCCUCUGGCUACCUCGCCCAUCCUUCGCUAACUCGCAAGGUGUUUCAUGGGAGACUUAGAAACAAGGUGAGCCGGUGCUUCAUUCGAACUGGUGAUAGGGGAAUUGUCAAAGGAGAAGAGAGGUAUCUUUAUGUGACGGGUCGAUGUUCUGAUAUCGUGCUAAAAAAUGGACAAGAAAUACAUCCCCAUUAUAUAGAGACCGCUGCUUAUAACAGUUGUCCAGAGUUUUUAAGGGGAGGUUGCAUUGCUGCAUUCAAGAUUUCAAGAACAGCAAUAGCUGUUGUUGCAGAGAUGCAGAGAGUUGAGAGAGAGAUUAGAGUUUUGAGGAGAAUAUGUGAAGGAAUAAGGGAAGGUGUAAUGAAGGAAGAGGAGAUUAAGAUUGGUCUGGUGGUUCUUGUCAAGAAUGGGAGUGUUCCAAAGACUACUUCAGGUAAGAUAAUGAGAUGGGCAGCUCAGGCUAAGCUUUCAGAGUGUAAAAUGAAUGUGAUCAUGCAAAUGGAAUUUGAUGAACAUGGCGGUGAUUCGACAUCGUUGGGGAUGAUAAUUGAGGCAUGUGAAGGGAAAGAAAUGAAUGAAAACGGCAGGAAACAAACAGGAGCCUUUAUGUCACUCUCAAACGCUCCAAAUCAUCAAUCCAGACUCUCCUCUCUGUAG
Messenger RNA from Camellia sinensis, 1911 nucleotides. RefSeq lists its product as uncharacterized. The record is from RefSeq and is a predicted model, not a curated record. Gene Ontology annotation, biological process: lipid biosynthetic process. NCBI's taxonomy places the organism in Eukaryota, Viridiplantae, Streptophyta, Magnoliopsida, Ericales, Theaceae.